Drosophila subobscura is the source of this 1834-nucleotide messenger RNA. RefSeq names its product lactosylceramide 4-alpha-galactosyltransferase-like. The record is from RefSeq and is a predicted model, not a curated record. The transcript is spliced from 3 exons. Gene Ontology annotation, molecular function: alpha-1,4-N-acetylgalactosaminyltransferase activity. NCBI's taxonomy places the organism in Eukaryota, Metazoa, Arthropoda, Insecta, Diptera, Drosophilidae. The coding region runs from base 182 to 1330 and encodes 382 amino acids. Gene Ontology annotation, biological process: glycosphingolipid biosynthetic process.
CUGACAGGUAAUGUUGGUGUUCGUUAUCGCCCUCGGCUUGCAUUUUAUAUUAGCAAAACAUUGUAAAAUAUUCGCCUUCGCUUCGGAGUUUUCUUAUCGACAGAGAGUGCAUUGAAUUAUGUGGAGAGCAAUGCCAGUGUAGCAUCACACUCGGACCCAGCCCAACCCGCCUGCCCUCGCCAUGCUCCUGCGUCUGCCCUUGAUGCUGGUGGCGCGUUAUUUGCACAACGGAAGACUUCGUUUGCUGUUCGUCGCACUGAUUGUGAUACUGAUUGGCGGCAUUGCCCUCACCUACAACUGGCAAAAUGACUUGCAGCAGUGCUUCAUGGACAUCGAAGAGCCAACACAGUCGACAGUGGCAGAUGCAGACCCGCUGGCACCCAUCCGCCUAGAGGAUGUACUCCAGGCGGAGCCCAAGCCCACACCCGGACGCAGCAUAUUCUUUCACGAGACCAGCUGCCACCAGGCGGAGCACAAAAAGUACAAAAUGCUGCAGCUAUCCGCCCGUCAAGCCUGCGCCAUCGAAUCCGCGGCAUUGCAUAAUCCGAAUUUCCAGGUGUUUGUCUUGUUCGCCGGGCCCACCUACCGAGCCACCCCCCACGGACGCAACAGCAGCAGCCCGCAGCCACUAGUCGAUGCCAUCCUAAGCUACAGCAAUGUCCAUUUGCGGAAUCUGAAUCUCUGGCGCUACGCCGCAGGCACACCCAUCGAGGAGUGGCUCAAGGACGGUAAACUCUUUCGCUCGCGCUAUUUAUUCUCCCACAUCUCGGAUUUCCUGCGUUACUUGACUCUGUUUCGCUAUGGAGGAUUGUAUUUGGACAUGGAUGUGGUUGUGCUGCAAAACAUGGAGGAUGUGCCACCCAAUUACACUGGAGCCGAGUCCAAUACCCACCUGGCCGCUGGCGUCAUGAGCUUGGCAGCCACUGGCUUUGGUCAUGAGAUUGCCGAGUCCUGUCUGCGCGACUUUCAGCACAAUUUCGAAGGCAGAGAUUGGGGUAACAAUGGCCCGGGUGUGAUUACCCGCGUGGCCCAACAGAUUUGCGGCACCAAGGACAUUGCACUGAUGCAGGAGGAUAGCAAGCGAUGCUUGGGCUUCAAGGUGUAUGGUCGCGGCGCCUUCUAUGCCGUGCCAUGGAAGCAGUGGCGCGACUUCUUCGAGCCGGACAAACUGGAGGAGACCAUGGCCCGCACCAAGGACUCGUAUGUGGUGCAUGUGUGGAACAAGCACUCGAAUCAGCUAGCGAUCAAGGUUGGUUCAACCAGCGCCUAUGCCAAAUAUGCCGAACUAAAUUGCCCGCGAGCCUAUCAUGCGGCGGGUGAAUACUUUUAGCAAAAUUAUCUGAAAAGUUCUCUCGUUUAAGUCUUUUGUAUAUGGAUGUUUCCCGCUGAAAUCCAAAGAGUUAUCGCCCAGCGAGAGGCCAUAGUUUAUAGGUUGUAUUUGUUGUUGAUCUAAUCGUUUGUUUCUCAUAUUUUUGUUUGUUUUGUUUAUGCUUAAGCACAGCACGCAUUCCGAUAAAAGCAAACAAACGCACACAGGCAGAGACACAUGUAUGUAUGUGUGGGACUCUAGCACUUGGUGAAAUUACUAACAAGGUGGCGUUCUCCGCUGAAAGAGACUCCGCUGUGGUGAAGACAUCACCUUGUGCACAAAUUCACCUUUCUAUUUAGACACAUACCAACCUCUCAUUUAUUAUCUCUCCAAUACUCAUUUCUAUUGAUUCUCUGAAUAUGAAUCUUUAUUUAUACAAAUAUUUGCACAAUAUUAUUUGCAAUACCCUCUGGGAAUUAUGUACUUCUGAUAACAGAAUAAUUAACAAACGAACAAAAUGAAAAA